AUGGGCGGCGGUUCGUCGCAUGUGGGUCAUGAAAGUUUGAGUCAAAAAUCCGCUACAAAUUCCCCAAAACUUGGCGCCAAAAGUCCGCGUCGCCUGAAAUUUUCCCUCAAACGAAAAACAUCAGAGCGAGAUCAAAUCCGCCCGUUUGAAGAGCUCAUUCGCUACUGGCCAAGUUCAGAUAUUGACCUACUUUUAGCAGAGUUUGAAGCCGAUUUGAAGCUUUUGGAGCUUCAAAAUCAGUGUGAUUCGACUAGAGAAGCAGCGAAAUCGAUAGCGAAAGAUCUGGAAGUGGCGGCGAAAUUUGAAGAUUUAAAUCUGAUUUUUAAAACCCGCUCCAUCAGCUGCAAUCGUCGCUUUCUGCUUCAGCGAUGCAAAAAUUUGAAAAUUCCCGAGGAAUUAUCGAUUUUCUCACUUGACGAAAUCGGGAAAUUCCAAAAACUUCAGCCAGAAGAUGUGGAGAAUUUUUUGAAAUUUCAAAUUUAUACUGAAAAAUUCGGCAAUUCUAGAAUUUCUGAGGAAUUUGGGUGCCAGAAAAGGCUGGAAGAGGAUUUACGGGAAAUGCAAAAAUUGGAUUUGAAAAAUGGAGAUUUAGUGAUUCAAGUGGUCGAAGGAAAAUAUCCCAAUUCCGACACCUUCUCGAUCCGAUGCUCAUCGCUUGUCGCCGCCGCUCGAAGUCCAAUAAUUCGAUCAUUAUUACUUCGAAAAUCGGUCCAAAAAGAAAAAGAAAAAACAAUAGUUUUCUCGGAUUUAAUAUUUCCGAAAGUUUUUGCACCUCUUUUUGUCUUGUUUCUGUAUACAGAUCGGCUGGAUUGGAGCUUGGCACCGAAAUCUGAUGAUUCUAUAUCUUCUUUAUCACAGGCCAAAGCGAUCACAACGAAUGGAAAAUCGCCGGAUUUGCAGCUGGCUCGAGCGCUGAAAAUCAUUGAAAUCGCCAGAUUUUUUGAGGUCGAGAAGCUGGUUCAAGCCUGUGAAGACGUCGUCAUCCGUAACCUCUCUCCCGACAACGUCGUCCAAAUCCUUCAAUGGGGUCGUACGAACAACUCCAAAUACAUCUCAACGCACGCCUUCAGAUUCAUCGAACGAGAAUUCUCCAGAAUCGCGACGUCUUCUUCUUCUUCACCGAAUUUUCUAGAAUUAUCGUCUCAAGAAAUGGAGGAAUUAACAAAAAGUCAAUUCUGUCAAUGCACGGAACUCGAAAUGCUCAACGCGUGUUGUCGAUGGGGCGAAUUUGCAUUGUUGAGGAAAUUAGAGGAACGAGAGCCGAAUUUAGUAGCUGAUACGUGUCAUUCGAUUAGUCGACGGGGAUUGAAGAAGUCGGAAAAAACGGGAGAAGAGUUGAAAGAAAUCCUAAAACCCCUGGCUGAGAACAUCCGCAAAGACUACGCCCUCCCACCAUUUCAUCAGGAUCUCACCGACGCCUACAACAAGGGAAUUCUGGAACAAUCGCCAAUGGGACAAGAUCUUGUAGUUUGUGCGUCGACAUCUGAGAUUAAUCCAGAUGCUCAUUGGCUGAAACCUGAGCAAUCGAGUGCUGGACCCAGAUACUAUAGGCCCUACCACACGACUCUCAUCAAGCAUCGAACGCUGAAAGACCCCUCAUGGACACCUCCAACGACGUCUUCAGAAUCAGAAGACGUCUUCGUCGCCCCCGAAAUUCAUCUGGAAUUUCAGAAUAUCUACCCAGAUAUUCUGGAAGAUUCGUUGUUCAUUGAAGCCCGAAAUCGAAUCGAAAAACGCGCGAAACUGGCGAAUUUAGCCAAUUUUGGACGUGUUUUUCAUCGAAAAAUGGCACUGGAAAUGAUCACCCGCCAAACGCUAAUUGAGAUGAACAUUGCGGAAGAAUGUAUUUCGUGUCGAUUUUCGUCUGGAAAUCUGGAAAAUUCUGGAAUUCCGACACCACCGCCCGAUGUUGUUCUACCUGGAUCUUGCGAUAUUUUUUAG
Messenger RNA from Caenorhabditis briggsae, 1941 nucleotides. The coding region runs from base 1 to 1941 and encodes 646 amino acids. Lineage: Eukaryota; Metazoa; Nematoda; Chromadorea; Rhabditida; Rhabditidae. Gene Ontology annotation, biological process: morphogenesis of a branching epithelium. The record is from RefSeq and is a predicted model, not a curated record. The transcript is spliced from 10 exons.